GGCGAUCCUAACAGGGUAUCUUCAGGGGCGUCCUUAUCGUGCUGCCCGUUGAACAGAGGUUCUCCACCAGGGCAUGGGGCUUCCAGCAAAGCCUCUGGAGAUCCUUAUCCCGAAAUAGUGUUUAUAGCAUGUCAGUGUUGCAGAACCUGCAGGGUGCGUCAGCUUUUUGUUUAGUUUUGCAAACAUCCCACAGCGCUUUUCACGUGCGCGUCAGCUUGCCUCAGCGAAACAUGUCUUUCGGCCUUGUCGUUUGCAAAAGAUGUCACCAAAUGCUCUAUGCGCUGUCUUCACGCCGGUGCCGGCUUUGCACGACCGGACGGUCCUUUGUGCAAGGCGCCGUGGCCCCAGAAUCGACGAAAACAUUGGUGAGGCCAGUCUGCCGAGGAGUGGAGAUUAAGCAUCAGGCGCUUACGAAUACGGCCUAGCUGGCUUCUGCGCUGUCCCCUUUCGUCUCCACUACGCCUUGUCCAGCUCGACUUUCAUUUCGGCCUCACCUCCAGCGUCUUUACGCCGGUCGUACUUCACGAUACGAUCUCC
Messenger RNA from Alternaria alternata, 537 nucleotides. RefSeq lists its product as hypothetical. Bases 129 to 425 code for a protein of 98 amino acids. The record is from RefSeq and is a predicted model, not a curated record. Lineage: Eukaryota; Fungi; Ascomycota; Dothideomycetes; Pleosporales; Pleosporaceae. The transcript has a single exon.